AGGAAGGGAGGGUGUGCUGGUGUCUGAGGUGCUGCUGCUCCAGACCAGUGCCUGGGACUGACUGUAGAACCUCUCCAUGCUUCACUUCUCACUGGUCCCUGCUUCUGGAAAUAUUGUCACUACUAUUUUUGAAUUUGGAUCUGUUUGUACUCACAGCUGUUUGGAACAUUGGAACAGAAUAAUGGAUCUCACCACUUUUUACUUCCUGACCACUACUUUGGUUUUGAUACUGGAGCAUGAAGCAUACUCAGACUCCACCUCCAUCCCUGGGACUGGUUCAGAGGAGGGCCCCGUGAAGCUGCUUAACCACAGGCCCCAUCGGCGGGAGAAGCGUUGUUCCUGUGAGAACCUGAAGGAUAAAGAAUGUGUGUACUUCUGCCACAUCGGCAUCGUCUGGGUAAACACUCCUGGUCAGAUAGUGCCAUAUGGAGUGGGCUCUUUCCCUGUUCGACUGAGGAGAGAGGUGGGACGGUGCUUCUGCGCGGAGAGAAAUGACUUGGAGUGUCGUCACUUCUGCUCUGCCUUGCGUACACUCAAAGAAGGUGAAAAUGAUUUGGUCAAGAGGAAGUUUGCGACAAAGUUUAAGAAGAGACAUAAGGCUGGAAUCUCGGAUGAAAGGAACCAACAAACACUAAUUCAAGAAACCUGAAAGGAGAGAAUGGACAUCACCCUCGUUCCAUGUGUCAUCCACUUUCAUUGGUCUCUUUUACAAUACGAUGCAAAAGAACAUUGUACAAUGGUGGCCUGUGUCUGAAAUGUAUUUAUGAAAUGAUGCCGUAACUUUGCCGCCUUUUGUGAAUAUUUUUUUUAGGAUUUUAUUGCUGUACAUAAACAUUUCCACUUUACAACAUACAGUACAUACAUCAUUUUGAAAUCAGAUAUUGUUACAUUAAUGCAGAAAUGAUCAGUAUUAAGAGAGUAAAUGUAAAUGUCUUGUAUCUCUGUCAAAAGUAUCUGUCAUUUUAACAUGUUUUGACCACUUACAUCCACUGGACAUGUUUUCUGUCAUGAAGUUUGAAAGUGAAAGAUGUACAUGCCGUAGAUGCAAAGCAAUGCUGUUCGUUGUUCUUCACAGUGAGUUAUAUGCCAAGCCAGACAGGAAAUAAGCUGUGUGAUCUAGGACAGGUGGGUUAUUGUACGAUAUAGCCAAAAGUAAAACAUGUACAGUUGAAGUCAGAAUUUUACAGACAUUAGGUUGGUGUCAUUAAAACUCAUUUUUCAACCACUUUACAAAUUUCUAGGAUUAAAUGUCAGGAAUUGUGAAAAACUGAGUUUAAAUGUAUUUGAUUAAGGUGUAUGUAAACUUCCGACUUCAACUGUAUAUUGUUUCAUAGAUGAUUUUAUAGCUAAUACAUGACAACAUACCCUAGAUCCUUGCGGUUUUAUUACACAGUACCUUAGUUGUCACAGUGAUCUUCCAUCAACCCCUUGAGUUUAGAUCUGCCUGUGAAAUGUUCCCUCUAGGCACAGCCUAAGAGGUGUGUGUGUGUGUGGUAUGUACAGCAUGCAUGCCUUACAAUGGAGUAACUCAUUGGCUGAACGCCCUAGCCUGUCCAGCAUUUAUGGAGCAGAAGAAGAGUGGCUGUCAUCCAAUCAUCAUCCCUCUCCUUUCCUCUGCUCACCUUACAGUCAGGUCGAGCAUUGCUUUGGGGAUCAGAGAUGGACCUUGUCCUCUCUGUGCUCCCUGCAGACCAUUUCUCUGUCAGCCUGAAGAAGCCUGCAGGACCGCUGGAUUGAACAUGAUUACACCCUCAGACCUGUCUAGUCUUCUCCCACAAUGCUGUGCUCACAGCUCACAGGAAGAUAACUCUGUUCCGAUGGAUAUUGGGCCAUGGUGUCUCAAUGCAUGAUUUGUGGCUUUAUGCUACUGCAAUUUCCUCAACUUUGCUCUCAUAUUGUUUACAGUGUUGUUUGCAAUGUUUUGUUAUAGAUUACUGCGGUACAUCCAACCGUCCCAUUAGGAUAAUCAAGUAGGACAAAUUCUACACACAACAGAAUUUCUACCUAAUAUAAAGCAGACGCCUCUCG
Messenger RNA from Oncorhynchus mykiss (rainbow trout), 2028 nucleotides. RefSeq lists its product as uncharacterized. Gene Ontology annotation, molecular function: hormone activity; endothelin B receptor binding. Gene Ontology annotation, biological process: regulation of systemic arterial blood pressure by endothelin; vein smooth muscle contraction; intracellular calcium ion homeostasis. Gene Ontology annotation, cellular component: extracellular region. Lineage: Eukaryota; Metazoa; Chordata; Actinopteri; Salmoniformes; Salmonidae. The record is from RefSeq and is a predicted model, not a curated record.